GGCUUGGCGGGAAGAACAAGCUCUAAAUUAUGAUCUAUUGCAUCAGCGUUUCUCUCUCUAAUCUCUUUCUCUUCAUAGUUCAAUGGGAGCCAGACAUUGUCACUUGCACUCCAGACUAUGACGGAUCAUUCGCGCUUCUACAUAGGAGCGGCUUUCGUGGCAGGAAUCCUGCUCACACUUGGCUUCAAGGACUUCUAUCCGGAGCUCGAGCGUCGUUUCCGACAGCGACGGACAAGGAAGGACGAAGCUGAGGAAAGCUUAGUUUACGACCAAGAUGGGAAUUUCUCUUUUCUGGACAUCUCGAAGGAUUCGUUGAAGGCCAGGACCGGCCCACCCGCGAUUGUAGAAGGCAUAGAAGGAUGCAUCGGAAACACGCCACUUCUGAAGAUCAAGUCGUUGUCAGAAGAAACCGGUUGCGAGAUUCUAGCUAAAGCUGAAUUUCUUAACGGAGCUGGACAAAGCUCGAAAGACAGGGUGGCUCUCAGUAUGAUACAAGAAGGUGAGAAAAGAGGUCUUCUGCAACCCCAUUCCGGUGACACUAUCUACGAGGGCACUUCUGGUUCCACUGGAAUUUCGCUGGCAUCUUUGGCAAGGGCAAAGGGCUACCUUGCGCAUAUCUGCAUGCCAUCAGAUCAAGCAAUGGAGAAAUCCAACCUUCUGCUUAAGCUCGGAGCAAUUGUGGACCGUGUUCCCCCAGCUCCAAUUGUAGAAAAGAACAACUUCGUCAACAGAGCCCGUGCUCUUGCUCAAGCUCAUACCUUAGCUUCCGAAGGCUCUUCUCCAAAUAGCCAGGAUUUUCCUCCAGGAGAAGACUUGCCAUUCACCCCGGGAAAGACCAAAGGGCGCGGCUUCUUUGCGGACCAGUUCGAGAAUGAAGCAAACUGGAAGGCUCACUUCCAGGGAACGGGUCCCGAGAUAUAUGCUCAAUGCAACGGGAAGCUAGAUGCCUUCAUCGCGGGGGCCGGUACUGGUGGCACGAUAUCGGGAGUGGCAAUGUUUUUGAAGCCGAGGAUCCCGGACCUGACCGUUGUGCUCGCCGAUCCACAGGGUAGCGGGCUAUACAAUCGGGUUCGCUAUGGUGUCAUGUUUGACACGAAGGAGAGAGAAGGUACACGACGCCGGAGACAAGUUGACACAAUUGUCGAAGGAAUCGGAAUCAAUCGUGUCACUGCCAACUUCGAGGUGGGAAGACAACUAGUUGAUGAUGCCGUUCGAGUCACCGAUGCCCAGGCAUUGGCGAUGGCUAGGUGGUUGGUUGAGAAAGACGGCAUCUUUGUCGGGAGUAGCAGCGCGGUGAACUGUUUUGCGGCAGUGAAGACUGCCCAGAAACUGGGCCCGGGCCAUAGGAUUGUCACAAUCUUGUCAGAUUCCGGCUCGAGGCACCUAUCAAGGUUCUGGGCCCAGGCCGGGGACGUUGGCGGUGUAGUCGAUACUAAGUUGGAGGAUGUCCUGAAUGCGAAGGAAGAGCCAUGAACAAGGUACGCUGCCAUUUCAGCGCAUCGCUGGAGCAUGCAAGAGUGAUUAAAAAAGACGAGGCGAUGAAUAUGCUUAUAAUGCCGAAGCCAUCUUUCGGAGGUAACAUCGCGCCGGUAAAUUGCCGGAUCGGUUAUUAGAAAAACACCGAACGCCGCGAGUUUGACAG
Messenger RNA from Paecilomyces variotii, 1642 nucleotides. RefSeq names its product transmembrane protein. Gene Ontology annotation, cellular component: cytoplasm. Gene Ontology annotation, molecular function: cysteine synthase activity. The transcript has 5 exons. NCBI's taxonomy places the organism in Eukaryota, Fungi, Ascomycota, Eurotiomycetes, Eurotiales, Thermoascaceae. The record is from RefSeq and is a predicted model, not a curated record. Bases 118 to 1473 code for a protein of 451 amino acids.